AUGGGAGCUAAGAACCUCACAUCUGUGACGGAAUUCAUCUUGCUGGGACUCACCAGUCACCGGAAGACCCAACUGCUUCUCUUUUCUGUAUUCCUUCUCAUAUACUCACUGACUCUUGUGGGGAACCUGCUGAUCAUCAUCCUGGUGCUGACAAACUCCCACCUCCACACCCCCAUGUACUUCUUCUUGACGCAUCUCUCGGGUCUGGAGGUCUGUUACGUCACCAGCACCAUGCCCCAGAUGCUGGCUCACCUGCUGUCCGGAAAUGGAGCCAUCUCCUUCACCCGCUGCAUGCUCCAGAUGUACAUUUCCCUCUUCCUGGGUUGUUCCGAAUGCUUCCUGUUGGGUGUCAUGGCCUAUGACCGCUACCUGGCCAUCUGCCAUCCACUAACAUAUGCCAUUCUCAUGGGCAGGUGGCGUCUACUGCAGCUUGCUUCAGUCUCCUGGGGAAUUCCUGUUAUCCUCACUGUGGUAAAUGUGCUGUGCACACUGUGCUUCUCCUUCUGCGGCCCCAAACAUGUCAACCACUUCUUCUGUGAACUUCCGGUGGUGAUGAAACUUGCUUGUGGUGACACUCGUGUCGCAGAAGCCAUCCUUUUUGUGACGGCCAUGCUGGCCCUGCUGCCCCCCCUGUCUAUUAUCCUGACUUCUUAUGGACUCAUUCUAUCCUCUGUGUUACGAAUGCAGUCUACCUCCGGACGGCACAAGGCUUUCUCCACCUGCGCCUCCCACUUGGCAGUCGUCACCAUGUUCUAUGGGACCAUCAUUUCCAUGUACAUGAGGCCCCAAUCAGUCUCCGCCCCUGAUCAGGAUAAGAAAACAGCUGUCUUUUAUAUUGUGAUCACCCCUCUCCUGAACCCCAUCAUUUACACUUUGAGGAACAAGGACAUUCAUAGGGCAGUGAAGAAGACGCUGCGAAAAACAGAUUUUGAACAAAAAUACUGA
This is a messenger RNA of Gekko japonicus, 945 nucleotides long. Its product is annotated as olfactory receptor 5V1-like. Gene Ontology annotation, biological process: G protein-coupled receptor signaling pathway. Lineage: Eukaryota; Metazoa; Chordata; Lepidosauria; Squamata; Gekkonidae. The coding region runs from base 1 to 945 and encodes 314 amino acids. Gene Ontology annotation, cellular component: membrane. Gene Ontology annotation, molecular function: G protein-coupled receptor activity; olfactory receptor activity. The record is from RefSeq and is a predicted model, not a curated record. The transcript has a single exon.